This is a messenger RNA of Platichthys flesus (European flounder), 4671 nucleotides long. It is a transcript of the gene tox4b, whose product is annotated as TOX high mobility group box family member 4 b. Gene Ontology annotation, molecular function: chromatin DNA binding. The transcript has 9 exons. The record is from RefSeq and is a predicted model, not a curated record. Gene Ontology annotation, cellular component: nucleus. Gene Ontology annotation, biological process: regulation of transcription by RNA polymerase II. Lineage: Eukaryota; Metazoa; Chordata; Actinopteri; Pleuronectiformes; Pleuronectidae. Bases 1629 to 3572 code for a protein of 647 amino acids.
ACACUAGACACGUGAUGGAAUAAACGAUGACGUCAGCUCGUGACGGUGUGUGUUCGUCACAAACUCUGAGUCGUGGUCGUGAUGUGCGGAACUUUUCCUUCUCGACCCCUUUUUUUUAAUCUUUCCUCCAUUUAACUUCUCCCUUCAGACACCGAGGCUGCGGUGUCACCUUCAUCUGACUCCGCAGGUUUAAAGAGUUUGAGGCCGGAACCGAAACAAGUUGUAAAAAAAAACUGCCUGAAAAAAUCAAUUCUGAUUUCUUUCAUCGAUUCUUUUUUAUAUUCGGAUUUAUUUUUGUUUUCAAUUAACGAAUCAGCUGCAAGUGAGUCACGAAAGUGUUUCAAUAAAACAACUGGAGCAAAAAUUCCCUUUUGGCCGGAAGCUCUUGUGACAAGCGACUUCCUGGCACAGCUUUCAAAAUAAACAUGAAUUACAAAACCUUUAAAUUGAAAGGGUAACGUUCGAUACAACAAUAUUAUUAUUUCAUUGUUUUAAAUCACACAAAUCCACAAUCUUGACAUUUUUUGGACACAUGCACCUUAAAAUGUGACGGACAGUGAAUUCGAUCCCUGGAUUUAAUUUGGUAAAACAAUUUGCAAGCUAAAUUAUGUUAUAGUUGGGAAGAAUUGUGAAGACGCAAGGACACAACGUAUUGAUUCUCUCUCCUCGUCGAUGUUACAACUCUUCUCUGCUCAUUCUGAGACUCUUUGGGCUGUUUUCUCUAUUUUGUCCUCAGUGUCCUCAAAGAGAGUCUCUUGGUGCUGUGCUUUCCUCUGUCAGUUAUACAUCUCUGAGCCCAGGAGGUUCCCCGGAGGGGGUAGUAGAUAAUUUUGCACCAUAGACUUUACAUAAAGAUGGAUGAUACAUUGCUGCUUCCUUCUUCAUUCCAGAAAUGUGUUUUUAAAUGUGCGGCGGGAGCCAGGAACCGUCUGUACGCUGCAAUCUUGUGUUCUUAAAACAUCAUAUGACUAAUUAAUAUUUGAAAUGUAUUCAACCUGAAUUAUUACUCUCCACUUUGGUCCGUGUCCAUACCAGUCACUGGAAAGAGGCAGGACUCAUGACCUGUACUGCAGCCAGCCACCAGGGGGCGACAAUGACGCUUUGGCUUCACUUUUCUAGAGCUGACAUGAGCUUUUAUAAACGGUCCAGUUAGCCAGCGGGUUUUAUUUUGACACUCCCGUCGCAUGACUUCCGGUGUGGUUAUCCGGUAACUUCCACGGCUCCGUGUCUCCGGGAUCCUCUGAGCUGUCUGACCCGGGCCAACACGAAGCUAAGUCGGGGUUCUGGCCUUGUCCUUCGCCGCUGUCGUUAACCGGAGCCCCGGUUCAGCACCGGCGCCUCGCUCGGUAAACCCCGGUCUCUCCGGUACGAGGACCGACAGACGAACCGGCUCCAGGCGGAGUGAGGAGCACCGCAGCCAGGCUAAAGCUAAACCGUGUCAGGAGCAGGUAACAGCCACGUUAGCUCGGGGGCUAACCGGGUUAUCUCUGACACGGUUCAUCGUCCCGACACCUGAACCAUCGCGUUGUCUGGCUCGGUGUCCCCGUUAAAUGAGGACAACAAGACCCCGGUUCGUCUGCGCGACGUCCGCUUGACUCGGACACGGACACAUGAGGCCCCGCUGAAACAUGGACCUGAACUUCUAUUCGGAUCUAACGGACGGUACCGGGCCGCACGACGGGGACCCGGAGUUCCUGGACCCGCAGUCCUUCAACGGCUUUGACUCCGACAACAAGUUUCCCGGCGGCAGCGACAACUACCUGACGAUCCCCGGGUCCGGUCAUCCCUUCCUCUCCUCCGCUGAGACCUUCCACACUCCCAGCCUCGGCGAUGAGGAGUUCGAGAUCCCCCCCAUCUCUCUGGACCCGGACUCGGCCCUCACCGUGUCCGAUGUGGUGUCCCAGUUCGGGGAGCUGUCGGACACCGGGCCCCCCGACAGUGUGGUGGCCCCCGGGAACGCGGUGGUGGAGGGGGACGACCCCUCGUUCGCCUCCACCUUCGUGAACGCCGCCUCUCAGGGGCUGGAGCACCUGACUCUGGGCGUCAUGAACCAGUCGGGAGGAAGUGCUCUGCUGGGGUCAUCGCUGGGAAUGGAUCUCGGCCAUCCCAUCAGCUCCCAGUUCGGCAGCUCGUCUCCAGUGACCAUCGACGUCCCACUGGGGGACCUGAGCCAGGGCCUGCUGGGCUCCAACCAGCUGACCACCAUAGACCAGUCUGAGCUCAGCGCCCAGCUGGGGCUCGGACUGGGAGGAUGCAACAUACUGAAACGCUCCCACUCGCCUGAACACCCGCUGUCGGCCACGGCGUCGCCCACCAGCUCGCUGCAGGACGACGACAUGGACGACUUCAAACGAAGCGUCCUGGUUGAGUCUCCGGUGUCCAUGGCCGUCUCCUCUGGGGUCAUCUCCCUCGACCCCUCCAUGUCCGAUUCCUCGUUCUUCACGCAGACCGCGUCUCCAGCCUUCGUUCAGAAAACAGGAAGAGCAGUAGUGAAGCUGGAGAAGAUUCCGAAAGACCCCAACAAGCCUCAGAAACCGGUUUCGGCGUACGCAUUGUUCUUCAGGGACACGCAGGCGGCGAUUAAAGGACAAAAUCCCAACGCUACGUUUGGAGAAGUCUCUAAGAUCGUGGCGUCCAUGUGGGACAGCCUGGGGGAGGAGCAGAAACAGGUUUACAAGAGGAAAAACGAGGCGGCAAAGAGGGAUUACUUGAAAGCGCUGGCGGAGUACAAGGCCGGCCACAGUUCUCAGGCUCCCAUCGAAGUCAUGGACACGGCCCCCUCGCCUCCACCUCCAGCUCCAUCACCCGCCCUCGCCCUUCGCUCCACCAGGUCCCAGCAUUACAACCCAGAGGAGAACACCAUCACCAACAUCUGCACCUCCAACAUCAUCCUGGACCUGCCCCAGGUCACCACGCGCUCCCGCACCGGCGCCAACAAACCCCAACCUCCGCCUGCCGCCCCGAACCCCCCCACCGUCACAAAGAUCAUCAUCAAACAGACGCAGUUGCCCUCCGGCGCCGUAUCGGUCACGGCGACCGCUGCCUCGUCGCCGCGCCAGCCGCCUCCUCUGCAGCAGAUGCAGAGCACGCCGCCCCCGCCUCGGCUGCAGCAGAUGGUCCACGCCCAGGCUCCUCCCCCUCUGCAGGCCAAGCCGCGAGGCGGGGGUGCAGCGGCUGCCACUGCUCCUCCACCGCUACAGAUUAAGGUCGUCCCAUCGUUGCGACAGUCGGAUUCAAUCACACCGGUGAUUAUGACGGCGGGGGGGGAAACGCCUACGUCCCCGACACUGAUGAUGGAGCUGGGACAGUCGGCUGCAGUGGUGACAGGACGAGAGGAAGUGGCAGAUGUAGAAGAAGGGAUGGAGGUGGAGGUGAACGUUGCCCCCGGCCCAAGCCUGACUCCGGCCUCCAGUCCCGACAUGUGCCAGCGAGCCGGCUGCACCAACCCGGCUGUGGAGAGCACCGACUGGGACAAGGAUUACUGUAGCAACGAGUGUGUCGCCACUCACUGCAGAGACGUGUUCAUGGCCUGGUGUGCGAUCCGAGGGCGGAACUUCACCACCGUCACAUAGGGGGAGGCCCAGCUGACGUCAGAGUGACACAGAGACAAAGACAAAGAGGAUCCAUGAAAUGCAAAUGAACGGAGGAAUAACUGAAUGAGUGGAUGAAAGCCAGAUCGGGCUCAGGUACCUGCGGUAGUGUUUUUUGUUGUUCUCCCAUCGUGUCCCGUCAGAUGGGAGAACAGUCGAACAGGAAGUGGUUUUCAAAGAUGAACUCUCCUGUGAAUCUCUCAUCCGCCACAAACGACUUCAGCUGAAUUUUUUUUUUUUGAAUACAUCAGUCGGGACUGACGGCUCAUAAUGAGAUGAAUGGAUAAUUUAAUAAUAUGGACGGACACAGAAAGAGAGACUCUGCUCUGCUGCUCCGAACUAUUGAUCAUGUGUUGUGAAUUUAAAAUAUGGACUUGAGGAAAGAAAAAUCUAACAUUUUAUAUGUACUUAUUGUGUUUUUAAUUAUUUUGAAAAGGUUAAAAGUGCAGGAAGGAAAUUGUGAUCCUGCAAAUGAGUUUCAGUUUAUUAUAUUGAUUUAAAGAAAUUCUUUACGGUCACACUGGGGACAUUUUUUAUUCAGUUAUUUAUGGGGCGUUUCUGUGUUGACGGGCCGGAGGAUUCUACUCAAUCCAGAUUUGAACAACCAACAAAUGGGCCAAGCACAAACCGUCUUAAAGCUGAUCUGGAGUCGGACAAUGGGGUAAAAAAAUUGUAAUUCUGAGUCGAAAACUGUGUCACCUUUAAAAGCCACGAUGGUGGAAACUGGAAACUUUUAAAAAACAGGUGCUAAGAAUAAGGGAUAGAAAUCCCUCCGAGGUUCUCUGUGCUCCUCCGCUGCUGAAACUCCCGGGUGAGGGUUUGUACUCAUGUGGUGCUUCUUUUGUUUUAUGAGGAACAUUUGUGGUGGAAAAAAAUAACAAUAUUGGAGUGAAACGAACACACACCAGCUCUGACAACACUACUUCCUGUGAGAGGAAAGGGAAUAAGAGGAGAAGCUCUUUGAACAUGACGAAGAACAAACUGUUCCCGGAUGAAAUGAUGCAGUGAAGAAUCUGGUUUAUUGUAGAUAUCCUGGGAAUGUUAUCAAUGGUGAAAUAAAAAUAUUUUAUGUUUUAAUAUA